Molecule: messenger RNA, 534 nt
Organism: Aspergillus steynii IBT 23096
Lineage: Eukaryota; Fungi; Ascomycota; Eurotiomycetes; Eurotiales; Aspergillaceae
Exons: 1
Coding region: 1-534 (177 amino acids)
Source: RefSeq, a predicted model, not a curated record
AUGCCCGACCCACUAAACAAACUGCGUCGAUUCAUCGCCGGGGAAAAAGACCCCCAACCAACCGUGAUGCCCGGCACAGUGCAACAAAAGGACCGGGACCGCUGCAAGCAGCUAACUGAAGAUGGGCUCGAAUUCGAAAAAGACUCGUGCUUCCGAGUCAUCAUGUACACCACCAUUCCGGACCGCGACAUGGAGAACCCAUGCAAGAUGGCGUCGGGGCUGCAGGCGAAAAUGAUCCAAGGGUCCUGGGGCCAUAAGGAAGAGGCGAUGAUGCGUCCUGGCUGGCAAUGCCUGAAAAUCACGUUUGACCUUCGAGCUCUGGACCAUUACGAUACGAAUUCUGCUAAGAUCUGUCUGGCUCUGUGGCGGCUUUUUGGGGAGUGCCAUAUGCAGUGCUUGAGAGAAGAGUCGAAUGAUUGGGAGGAAGACAGGACUGUUUCCAAGAGCAUUAAGGGCCGCACGAGGGUUGUUGUGCGGGUUGAGAAAUGGUCGGAAAAGUCGGGAUUUCAUCUCAGAUUCAGGCGUCCUGAGUAA